Messenger RNA from Echinostoma caproni, 624 nucleotides. The record is from the annotation of a GenBank genome assembly. NCBI's taxonomy places the organism in Eukaryota, Metazoa, Platyhelminthes, Trematoda, Plagiorchiida, Echinostomatidae.
AUGACCGCAAAAAGUACCGAUCUGGUCAUUGUCAAAUUUGACUACAAACCAACCGAUAUUCAUGAACUGGGCAUCCAGAAAGGAGAGCGCCUCACUCUGCUGGAUGAUACACAGCAUUGGUGGCGGGUAAUGAAUGCUCAAGGAGCCACGGGUUAUGUUCCCAGCAAUUAUGUUAAACGUUCAAAACAGGGUAUAUUUUCCAGUCUUCGAAACACACUGGGGCGACGAAAGAGCAGACAAGACGAUAACGGUGUCGUAGCGAAACACGGCAGCGUGGAAUCACUUGGUCACAAAUACUCUCAACCUACACCAGCCUUGGAUAGCUUCACAUCGCCUGGCGGAUAUGGUUUAGGUGAUAGCACCGGUAACUCCGGCACAUUCAACCCAUAUUCCAAUCUAGCUUCAGCCAAUGCAGACGGGUCCGAGUCUAUCCAACGACCAGGAGCGUCCAGUUUCGAUACACCCGGGGACGAAACCCAGGAAGAUCGAACCCAUCCCGGUGCAGAAAACUGGGGAGGCUCCAUGGGCAAUCGGCAUCACAGUUCCUCCCAAGUACGUGUGAUUUUUUGCUUCCUGGUUUUUAAUCUUGCAAACUGCCUUGAAAAGAUCGGAAUAGAUAGAUAA